AUGGCCGCCUACGCAAGCCCUGCCUGAGCCAUCUGUACACCAAAGACUGUAGAGUGUGAAGGAUCUAGUAGGCCAGCACGCAGUGGGUCUAGGUGUGGCCUCUUUUCUUAGAGGCUAGUUCGGCAGUGGAUUUACCUGCUCACUUGAGCCACAUGUUGCCUUGAAACCCGUUUCAAAUGGAAGAGGUGGUGUAGGCCUCGGUUUACCUUAGGGGCCAAAUGUUAGCCCAUUGCGCCAAUCGCCUUGGCCCUUUUGAAUGAUGAUUGGCCCCUACGAAGUACUUGAGACGGAAGAAAGCAUCAUCCUCACAUCGAAGGAUGAGUUCCUUUGGUGCAGGAAGUCAAAUGGAAAGGGGAAGUUGUGUGUUACACCAGCUGCUCAAUUUGCCUCUUCAGUUGGUGACAUACAUUGUCAUGGACACAUCUAUGGAGUCAUCGGGAAGAUUACACCACCCGGAGAAUCUCGUCCUCACUUGCUUGUGAUCUCACAGAGAAGUCAGGUCGGAACAUUGACAAGGGUGGGAGAUGUCUACAAGGUUGAACGAGUGUCGUCAAUUCCCCUCACUCCAAAUGAAUUUCUGGAUACUUCAGAGCUUCUUCUCGAUCCAUGCCCCAAACAUCAUCCUUGCCUGGCAGGGGACAAGCGCCGUGCUGGUAAUUUUAAGAGCUUCUUAGAUGCGCCAUCUCAGUCUGCUUUGCAGUUCACAAUAGGUGCAGUAAAAACUGCAACCAGCACACUGAGAUCUGCAACAAAUCAGGCUGCCCUCUCGGUUACUUCUCAGAUGAAGCCAAUAGAACAAGGAGGGCGAGAGAAAGAAAAAAUUACACGAAGAGCAUGGGAAGAGUUGCUGAAACUCCUCAGUGAACCAGAUUCCCUCUACUAUGCCUGUAAUGGACUUUUAUCCAUGAAUCUUCUCAGCCAGUGGGAAUCCUCCAAAAUUGAAAAGGGUACCCUGCCUUUUAGCUGGAAAGGAAAUGAAAACUUUUUCUGGAACAAGUACCUUGCUAAGGAUUUCCUUGAAGCUGAGGAUCAAGAUGUAUCCAGAUGGAUCAUUCCUCUGAUCAUGGGAUAUGUUGAAAUUCAGAGGCUUCCACUGACUCAGUUUGGACUUUUUGCUCCAGCUGCUAUGAGCAAGCUUCCAGACCAUAUCAGCCUGGCUUUGGUGUCACGAAGAAGCAGAUAUCGCUGUGGAACGAGAUAUCGCAGUCGAGGCGUAGAUGAAUCUGGUCAUGUCUCCAAUUAUGUGGAAACUGAGCAGAUUCUAACAUUUGGGCAUCAUUGCCUUUCACUGCUACAAGUGCGAGGAUCUGUACCAGUGUUCUGGAGUCAGCCAGGGUAUAAGUAUCGACCUCCUCCUCAACUAGACAAAGUCUCAUACCCCCUCCUGGAGCAUAUAUCUACUGCCAUGUCCAAUGUAGGAGAAGAAGAGACUCAGGAGGCUUUCAGACUUCACUUUGAGAGGGAGCUAGCACUUCAUAGGAAAGUGAGCAUCAUCAGUCUGAUAGAGCAGACUGGACGUGAGAGCAUCAUGGCAGAUGCAUUCCUCAAGCAUAUCCUUCUCUUCGAUCAUCCUGACAUUAAUUACAUUACAUUUGACUUCCAUGAACUUUGCCGAGGGCUGAACUUCUCCAGCGUGUCCCUAUUGAUUGAAGCUGUGAGUGACAUCAUGAAAGAACAGGGCUUCACAUGGAUCGACAGGCAUGGGCUUGUUUGUGCUCAAAAUGGUAUCUUUAGAGUCAACUGUAUGGACUGCCUGGAUCGCACUAAUGUUGUUCAGGCAGCAAUAGCUAAGACUGUCCUUGAGUGGCAGCUGGGGAAAUUGGGACUUUUACCCCCUGGUGGAAUGUUGUCUACAGAAUGCCAGUACCUGCUUCAGCACAUGUGGGCCAACAAUGGUGAUAGCAUUUCUCGACAGUAUGCAGGCACAAAUGCUCUCAAGGGAGACUAUACGCGUACUGGUGAGAGAAAAAUAGCUGGAUUGAUGAAGGAUGGCAUGAAUUCUGCCAGCAGGUAUUACCUGAGCCAGUUCAGAGAUGCAUACAGACAGGCUGCAUUUGAUAUCAUUCAAGGGAAGCCAGUCUUACCUGAUGCUUCUGUGGAAAAGUUGAGCGAAGAGGAGCCAUCAUCUGUCAUCGACCGAGUUCGAAAUCUUCUAGCUGAUUGUCAAAAGCAACUCCUCACCGAUCCCAUGACGGUGGUAGGAUCUUGGGGACUUAUCAAUGCUGAUCCAGUGACUGGGGAUAUGACCGAACAAGAUGUGGACUGUAUUCUCAUACUCACGCGGAACUCUUAUUUUGUUAUAAUGUAUGAAGAAAAUGCUGACUGCAUCGAGGAAUUUGAGUGUGUACCCCUCGAGGACAUCAUCAGCAUCGAGCUGGGCCCAUUGAAACCGGUGGGAACCUCAAACUUUCUCCGCGUGCGGAAGACACGAGAGCCCUUGCUUCGAAUCAACUAUCUGCAUCUUGGUGAACCAGGGUACUUCCACCAAUUUCGAUCUUCCUAUCUUCGCUUCUUCAACAACACUACAGUUGUGAUUCAGUCUCAGGAAGAAAAAUUUGGUGAGUUUGCCCUCAUUUCAGGCAUGAAAGGAGGAUGUAUUUUCUCUGGGGCUGCUAACUGA
This is a messenger RNA of Darwinula stevensoni, 2620 nucleotides long. Lineage: Eukaryota; Metazoa; Arthropoda; Ostracoda; Podocopida; Darwinulidae. The record is from the annotation of a GenBank genome assembly.